Rubroshorea leprosula is the source of this 504-nucleotide messenger RNA. The record is from the annotation of a GenBank genome assembly. NCBI's taxonomy places the organism in Eukaryota, Viridiplantae, Streptophyta, Magnoliopsida, Malvales, Dipterocarpaceae.
AAGUGUGGAAGCAAAGACAACGGAGAGAUUCACAGAGCAUGGACAAUCCUCAACCGUCGCCCGGCAGACCCACCGAUCCCGGUGCCAUAAAAAUCGAGAAGAAAAAGGCGAGCAGUUUCAAAUUGGUCGGCAAAAAGCGCCGGGCCCUCGAGGUGGUUAACAAGAUGGAAGCUAAAGCGGUACGCAUGAGGGCCAAGACAAGUAAGUUGAGGACGGAAAAUGGGGAGAUGGAUGCUGCUGCUGAAGAUAAGGAAAAGGAGGUGAAAUUGUUGAAGGAAAAACGCGAUGGAUGUCUUGCUGAACUGCUGCUUAUGUCAGUGACAGAGAAUUUCCUCCUUGAGGAGAUUCUGUUUCCCCCGAGUGAAGACUACUAAAAUCCAAAGUUGGCAGUUGCUGUAUAAUUGAGUGUUCAUUUCUUUAUCUUAUUUAAUUCUGUUUUUGGUGUUUGGUGUGCUUACCUAGUGUUUUUUGUUUCUUGUCUUUAAAUAAAAAAGCAACUGUAUU